This is a messenger RNA of Fonsecaea erecta, 1899 nucleotides long. RefSeq lists its product as hypothetical. NCBI's taxonomy places the organism in Eukaryota, Fungi, Ascomycota, Eurotiomycetes, Chaetothyriales, Herpotrichiellaceae. Gene Ontology annotation, molecular function: DNA binding; zinc ion binding. Gene Ontology annotation, biological process: DNA-templated transcription. Bases 1 to 1899 code for a protein of 632 amino acids. The transcript is spliced from 2 exons. The record is from RefSeq and is a predicted model, not a curated record.
AUGCACCAUGAGCUGACCUAUACCCGACUAAUUGAAUGUGUUGCCGUGGAAAAUAACACUUCGAGCGCACUCGACACCUCGAAUUCCGACGCCCUGGCUUCCGUUUCAGAUGUGGCAAAGUACGAUAGGCUCCCGGACUUCGUGAAAGCAAUUUCUCCCCAACUAUCUUCAGACGAUAUCGAUUAUCUUGUGAGGAAAGGCGCCCUAGAUGUUCCCCAAGCAGAGCUUCUCGACGCAAUCAUUCGGAGCUAUUUCCAGUAUUUCCAUUGGUUCAUGCCUCUUUUGGACCAGCAUGUCCUGUUGAGCUGUACUGGUGGCCAUUGGCGCCCCGGAAUGCCGACAAUCAGCAUUUUGGUGCUGCAGGCGGUAAUGUUUAUCGGUGUCACAUUUGUCGACGAACAGCAUUUACAUAAGGGAGGUUUCGAAUCGAGACGGGCAGCAAGAAGAAGCUUUUAUGAGAGGGUGAGAUUACUGUACGAGCUCGAUGUGGAAGAAAACCGCAUCCCCAUCAUUCAAGCGACGCUUCUCAUGAGCUUCUGGAAUGAAACACCAGGCGACAAUAAGGGAGGCUGGCAUUUCCUGGGGAUUGCCAUAUCGCUAGCCCUCACAAUAGGGCUCCACCGGAAACAGACCUUUUCGAACCCCUCCGUGAAGAAACACCUAUCGAAAAGAAUAUGGUGGUCUUGCUAUAUGAGAGAUCGUAUGCUAGCGCUUGGCAUGUCUCGGCCACUCAGAAUCAACGAUGUCGAUUUUAGCACGCCGUUGCUCGAACUGGAGGACUUUGAACUACAGAACAACACACCAGAUAGUGUUCUGCACCAAGUUCUAGAGCCGGAGUGUCAGCAGAGUCUCGCCGAAAUGUGCAUCACGAUGGCAAAACUUUGUGUCCAAAUAGGGAUGGUAAUCAACCUGCACUAUUCUAUUCUCCCUAGCGACAGUUACGACCACUCCGUGGAGGAUCCGACAGGCCGGACGACCCCAAUACUAUAUCUCAGGUCUGAGCCAAGGGAACUAGAGCUAGUCAGGAGAUGCGACCAGUCCCUGCAGGGGUGGUUCGACAACAGGCCUAUAUCAGCCAUCUUUCAACCUCCGCGAUCAAAGGAUAUUGUUGAAUCCGCUGCGGUGGUGAUGGCGCACCAAGCUUUCCUGCAAGUCUGCUUUUGCGGGACUCUCUCAGCACUCCAUCGGCCACAAGUGUAUCUGGACAAGCCUGACGCUAAAAAUGUGAUUCAGAGGGAAGAAUCUCGGGAACGAUCCCGAUCGAGGGUCGAAGAAGCAACCACGGAAAUGGCCAAAAUCAACUACCACAUCCACAAACUUCAUCUGGGCUAUUCGCUGCCUCCCACUGCCGCUACGCUGGAGAUUCCGAUCCUCAUUACUCACCUGAAGCAUAUACAGUCCAAAGAGAACCGUAAUCUUGAAACUUGUUUGCAAUCAAUACUUUAUUGUGUGAAAGUGUGGGAGGAAAUGCAAGACCUCUACGUGGGUGUGGACUUGGUGCUCAAAUUUGCCGCUGACCUUAUUAAGAGGGCAAAUAUCAAUAUGGUUGUUGGAGAGAAUAUGAAAGUUGCUGGGGUCUGCUAUCGAGACCGUCAGUAUCACCUUCGCAAUACGGAAUCUUGCGAACCUGGAUCGAAUCCGGACCCCAGUGAUACCAACGGCCGUUAUCAUGACCAAGAUGUUGCAUCGUUCCACACUCUUUACUCGUCGGAAAACACUCCUUGUACGACGAAGACGACUGUAUGCAGCCAGCACACCGAUGACACGAUACCGAGCCCAUCAAAAGUAAAUUGGGGCUUUUGCGAUGAUAUUUUACUUGCUGAUAAUCCCGACCUAGAGGCUAUAUUCCAGUUAAUGGUUGAUUUCGACAACCUGGACGAGCUUGCUCCAGAGCUCUAG